Messenger RNA from Nematolebias whitei (Rio pearlfish), 2434 nucleotides. RefSeq names its product keratin 222 (gene krt222). The coding region runs from base 176 to 1861 and encodes 561 amino acids. The record is from RefSeq and is a predicted model, not a curated record. The transcript is spliced from 10 exons. NCBI's taxonomy places the organism in Eukaryota, Metazoa, Chordata, Actinopteri, Cyprinodontiformes, Rivulidae.
GGGAGGACCGUCCCCGUCUGCUGAUCCUGUCUGCUCUUUGUCAGGGUUCUGCUGCCAUCGAGCCAGGACACCGAGGGGAGCAGAGGACCAGGUCUCUGUGGAGGAAUGAGUCUGGGCUGUGAGGAGUAGUGGCUCGGGCUGGCCUCGCACUGUCAGAGGGCCACGUCAGGUCCCCAUGGACCCUCCGCAGGACUCCGACCGCCCGGCGUGGAGCCUGAACGUCCGGCUGAAGAGCUUCAUGGAGCGGGUGAGCCGGCUGCAAGAGGCCAACCGCCGGCUGGAGGCCCAGAUCGCAGACUGGAGCGUCAGGAUCAGCAGCCGGGACUGGAGCGAGCAGGAGAAGACCGUCAGGGACCUCCGUGCUCAGAUCUGCAGACUCGUGCUGGAGAACGCUCAGCUGGCCCUGCAGUCUGACAGCAUGAAGUCCAGAGCUGCUCAGAUCCAGACCAGGUGCGAGGUGGAGCAGAGGAACACCGGGCGCCUGCAGCAUCAGGUGGCGCUGCUCAGAGAAGCCAAGAGGAAGGCGGAGGAGGACGGCGUGGAGCUGCAGGAUGAGUGUCGGCGCUCGGCGAUGGAGCUGCAGCAUCUGGACCGGGAGCUUCAGGCAGCCCGGGCUCUGCAGCUGAAGCGGGACGGAUCCUGCGAUGCUCUGUUAGCCGCAGCAUCAGCAUCUGGAGGAGGGGAGGACGAUGGCACAGGGAUGGAGCUCACCCAGCUCUUCGACCGAACCACGGCGCGCUGCAGCCAGAGCAGAACUUCAGCUCCGGUUCAGAGAAGCCUCAGUUUGGGAGCAAGCUCCAAUCUGGCCUUUGGGGGGCCUAACCGGGCUGGAAGUGGAGCAGCCCCUUCCAGGACACUCAGAGGAGCUCUUGAUGAGGAGGCGGCGGCCUGGGCCCAGGUGAACCUCGGCGGCGCGGCCUUGAGGAAGGCCCGGGCCGAGCUGACGGAGGCCAGGAAGCAGUGGCGCUCCCUGCAGGUGGAGAUCGAGACGCUACACGCCCUGGAGAAAGGUCUGGAGAGCUCCCUGCAGCACACCCAGCAGCUGUACUCCACCCAGCUCCACGACCUCUCCCAGGUGAUCUCGGGGCUGGAGGGGGAGCUGGAGCAGGUGAGGAGCGGCCUGAGCGCCCAGCGCCAGCGCCACAGUCAGCUGCUCAACACCAAGAUGAGGUUGGAGCGAGAGAUCGCCACGUACCGACGGCUGCUGGAGCAAGAGGAGGGCAGAUUGUUACAAAGUUCUGCUGGAGUUUUGGGCCACAGCUUCGUCAGAACUCUCCUGACGUUCUUCAGAAACGUUCUAGUAAAUAAUUUUGUCUGCAGGUACAUGGGCCAAACUGGGCAGCCGCUGAUGGGUCUGCGGCCCUGGAGGUCUCCGGUGGUGGAGCCGAAGGAAAACAGGGUGGAGGACAGCUUCAGCGACCCCACCGUGAGUCCGGACGAGCCCAAAUCAGAACCCCUGCCUGAGAUCCCCUCACUCCUCCCAGCUGAGAAUGGGCUGAAGAAAAGCAAACUGUACCGGCAGCAGAGCCUCGUCAUCCUCACAGAACCGGAACACGACAAAGACUUGCCUAUCUCCACGGUGAAAACUCAGGAGAUCCUUCAGGGCAACGUGGUGCAGGAGAGUGCAGAAGGCCACGGCACCAUUGAGACGGAGAAGAUCGACCAGGUGAUAAAGAAGUGGGAGGGCUCGUUCUUCAGAGGGAACCCGAAGCUCAGGAAGAAGUCGGUGUCGCUGCGCUUCGACCUGCACAUGGCUGCCGCCGACGAGGGCUGCGCCCAGACCAAACAGGACAGCCUCCCCGAUGUGGAGGUCCGCCUCAUCAUGAAGCGGUCCCGCAGCAUCUCCACCAUCACGGACUGAGUCAGAACCCGCGCUACCCACCGUCACGCUUUGACAUCAGACCCCCGGCUCCGGCCGGAGAAACGUUUCAUUUCAGUUUUAGAGUCUUUAAGAUGAUUUCUGUCAGAGCAGACAAACAGGAAGUGCUUCUCGUCGUUUCAGACUUUACUGAGUAAAAUAAAUCUUUAUUGACUCUGGAGGACGAAGCUGCUGCUGCGUCUGAUACUGGCCCCCCAGGGGCCACUCUCCUGCAUGUUUUAGUCGGGCCCCGCUCUUCAGCCGGUCUUUGGGUUCUGCAGCAGCCUCGUAGUCACUCGUUCAUUCAGCAGAGAAACGUCUACAUGCAGGGCAGUGGCCCUCGAGGGCCACGGCUGGACCCCCCAGGAUUCUAUAAACCACACAAAGUUCAUUUCUUUGGAGGAUUUCCAGUAAAACUUUUACGACUGAAGCAUUUCCAGAUGUCAUCCUUCCACCAUCAGCUGUCGAGGAGAAGCCUUCAGCUUUUUUCAAGAAGCGCUGGUGAAACAAGUUCCAGUCGUAGUUUUCUAUCGUUUCAGGAGUUUAUCAUCGUCGUAUUUAUUGUGGACCAGGUUU